AUGAUACGGGCAAUCCACAACGAUCCAGAACUAUACGACCGACCAGACGAGUUCCUCCCAGAGCGCUACGAACAGAGUCCUCUCGGCUUUAAGCCAGAUGUCGACGACGCAACAGACGGCAUUCGCAAGACGUACGCAUUUGGCGCAGGGAGGCGCAUCUGCCCCGGGUCGCAUCUGGCGGAAAGCUCCCUAGAUAUCAACAUCGCAAAGAUCAUUUGGGCAUUCGACAUUGGGCCCGGGAUUGACCAAGCGACUGGACGGCAAAUGCGAGUGGAGGAUGUCAAUGUCGAUAUCGCGACGCAGUGGACGGACGGGUUCCUCAUUGCGCCCAAGCCGUUUCCGAUUCGCCUGUCGGUCCGCUCGGAGAAGCAUCGAGAGGUGUUGGAUCAGGAGCUCAAGGAGGCUCAGACGAUCUUUGACUGUUACGAGAACUAG
Molecule: messenger RNA, 435 nt
Organism: Aspergillus calidoustus
Lineage: Eukaryota; Fungi; Ascomycota; Eurotiomycetes; Eurotiales; Aspergillaceae
Source: the annotation of a GenBank genome assembly